This is a messenger RNA of Brassicogethes aeneus, 3271 nucleotides long. NCBI's taxonomy places the organism in Eukaryota, Metazoa, Arthropoda, Insecta, Coleoptera, Nitidulidae. The record is from the annotation of a GenBank genome assembly.
GCCAGUUCUGCGGUAACCUUAACAACCAACAGUGCUGUGCAUACGUUUUUUAGUGCCGUGAAUAAGAAAACAAUUUUACGACCAAACUAUUUCAAAAAGUUCCCGUAGUACCACAAUGUGUUAUUAAGUGAUAAGUGCGAUAUUUUUUGAACUAUUGGUACCAUUAAUUAAUAAAUUGUGUGCUGAAUAUGUUAAUAACUGAGGGAUCAGCAAUGGGCGAAAGGGUGGAACCGGUGGUUCCAGGACCGGACUUGGUCGGAGUUAAUGUGGAAAGACCCCCGCUCACGCAUCAACAAUCGACGGUGUGGAACAAAAGACAGCAGGCCGUUUGCGUGCGGCAUGCCUUUAAACAUUACGGAUCGAAUAAGAAGCCCAAUCAUGUCCUUAGCAACCUAAACAUGACUGUGGCCAAAGGAACAAUAUACGGUCUUCUGGGAGCAUCAGGCUGCGGCAAAACCACGCUACUCUCGUGCAUCGUCGGGCGCAGACGGCUGAACACCGGCGAAAUUUGGGUGCUGGGGGGUAAACCGGGAACGAAAGGCAGUGGCGUGCCGGGAAAACGCGUCGGCUACAUGCCGCAGGAAAUCGCCCUUUACGGCGAGUUUUCCAUCAAGGAAACCAUGAUGUAUUUCGGGUGGAUUUUCGGCAUGGAAUCCAGUGAGAUUAACGAGAGGCUGCAGUUUUUGCUGAACUUCUUGGAUUUGCCCAGUCAGAAUAGAUUAGUCAAGAAUCUUAGCGGUGGUCAACAGAGAAGGGUGUCGUUUGCAGUGGCGUUAAUGCAUGACCCAGAGCUGCUGAUCUUGGACGAACCGACGGUGGGUGUGGAUCCUUUGCUGAGGCAAAGCAUAUGGAAUCAUCUUGUCCAAAUCACCAAGGAUGGCAAUAAGACCGUCAUCAUUACGACGCACUACAUCGAGGAGGCGAGGCAGGCUCACACGAUUGGCCUUAUGAGAAGUGGGAAACUUCUGGCAGAAGAAUCCCCACACGUACUCCUGUCUAUGUAUGGUUGCCAAUCUCUGGAAGAGGUUUUCUUAAAACUAUCCAGAAAACAGGUUCAAGGAAAAGAAAACGAUGUACCAGUCACAGUGUCGCAACAAACUGAGCAAAAUAUUGCAAACAACAUUAGUUUAGCUUCUUUAAAUUGGGGAAAGAAAGAUUCGAUUUCGGUUACCGAAGAAAGUGGAGUGGUUGGACUGAACUUCCACCAAAGCAAAGAAGUUUUGGUGCAUGAUAGCAAUGGACAUUUGGAUAAGGGGAAACCGUCAUCGUCCCGCAGCAUAACAGACGCGUGCGACGACUGCGGCUCCUGCACCGAAUGGACGACGCGCGGAAAAAUCCGCGCUCUCCUCCAAAAGAACUUCCUCCGCAUGUGGCGUAACGUGGGCGUCAUGCUCUUCAUCUUCGCUCUCCCCGUCAUGCAGGUCAUCCUCUUCUGCCUGGCCAUCGGCGGCGACCCCAAGGGCCUCAAACUGGCCAUCGUCAACCACGAAGUCCCGUACACGAACCAAACCUACCAACACUGCGAUUUCUUCAGGAACUGUUCUCUAACGCACAUGAGUUGUCGAUAUCUGGACGCACUGAAUACGAGCACUAUGGUGAAGGAGUACUAUCGAGACCCCAUGAUGGCCAAAGAAGCCGUUAGAAGAGGAGAUGCCUGGGGGGCUUUGUACUUUACCGAAAAUUUCACUGAUGCCUUGGUUGCUCGAAUGGCCUUGGGAAAAGAUACUGACGAAGAAACGCUGGACCAAAGUGAAAUACGAGUCUGGUUGGACAUGUCGAAUCAACAGAUUGGCGUCAUUCUGCAAAGGGAUCUGCAAUUAGGUUAUCAAAAUUUCACUAAAGACUUGCUUAACUCUUGCGGAAACAAUCCGGACCUUGCCGAGAUACCUAUAUCGUUCAAAGAGCCCAUCUAUGGAACCAAUCAGCCUUCGUUCACGAAUUUCGUGGCACCUGGUAUUAUUCUAACGAUCGUUUUCUUCUUGGCAGUGGCCUUGACGUCUUCAGCUCUGAUUAUCGAAAGGAUGGAAGGAUUACUAGACAGAUCAUGGGUAGCAGGUGUAUCGCCAGGAGAAAUUCUCUUCUCCCACGUGGUAACCCAAUUCGUGGUAAUGUGCGGUCAAACAGCAUUAGUCCUGAUAUUCAUGAUCCUUGUUUUUAACGUGGAAAACAAAGGCGACUUGAUCCUCGUUAUAAUCCUGACAAUCCUUCAAGGUCUCUGCGGGAUGUGUUUCGGUUUCGUGAUAUCGGCGAUUUGCGAGUUGGAGCGAAACGCAAUUCAAAUGGCGCUGGGUAGUUUUUACCCCACUUUGUUGUUGAGCGGUAUUAUUUGGCCGAUUGAAGGAAUGCCCAUGGUUCUUAGAGCGAUCGCCACGUUCUUGCCUUUGACGUUAGCCACGUCAUCUCUAAGAGCUAUGAUGACGAGAGGGUGGCCUAUAACCCAACCGAUUGUUUAUUAUGGUUUUCUUUCCACAAUCGCUUGGAUUGCAUUAUUCUUGACGAUAAGUUUGUGCGUCUUAAAGUUUAAAAGGGGUUGAUUUUACUUUGGGGGUUUAUGCACGAAAUUGUUCACCAGUUUAAAUUAGUUAUUUAUAAAACUUGCCGCAUUUUGUAUAUCAUUAUUUGUUUAGUUUUAAGGUUAACUUUAUACUUUUAUAUGUCUCAUUAGCAACAAAUAAAAAAUCUGACCUAGGAGAGACUGGAAGACAAGUCAACAGGAAAACAUUUUUCCGUUAAAAAGAAGAACUAGUGAUAAGCAUAUUUUAUUGAAAGCAAAUCUUUAACCUUCCAUUGCUCAUCACUACAAAAAACUGUCUUAUUAUUAUUUUUAGAGACAUACACUUCAGUGCUCAAAUUAUUAUUUUUUAUUGUUAAUAGUUGGUUUAGUGAUGUAUGUUUUGUUAUUAUUAUUAUUAUUAGUAGAUUAGAAAUAAAACAACCAUAAAACCGACUUAAUUUCUUUAUUUUAUUUUUACUACUACUAACAAAGACCUGCACUUUGCCUUUGCACUAAGCGAAUACUAAUUUUGGAAAUGGAAUGUAAAUAAAAGUUUGUUCUAUUUUCUUCUGUGAUCUGUUACACUAAAUUAAUUGGGAAAUUUUCUCACAACCUUUGUGGGAAGAUUUCCACGAGUGAUCAACAACUCUCAUGUCAUGAUUUUUCUGGAGAAUAUGGUCAACUAUUAAUUUUUCUCUGGACUUAAACAUGCCUUGAAAGUUGUUUAUCACUCAAAAACUUCACACACAGUGUUACGUGUUAUCUAAGGUUUGUAGC